AUGUGCAAAUGGACCGACGAGUGGGGCUGGGAAGAGGAGUACUGUAUGCCAACAUCUUGGGAAUGUCCUGUGACCUGCACCGCGGACCAGAAGCGCUGCUAUUUGACCGACUUCAAUGCCUCAGGAUAUCCGGAGAAGUACUCUGAGAAGUGCGUGGCUCAGGCCCACUUCAAUCUAGGGCCUUCUGAAUCUGAGAUUUUGACCUGCACCUCUGACUGCUACGACCCCUGGUUCGAUGAGAACUAUUGCUAUCCGUUGGUGGAUUUCUGGUCAGGACAGAAGAUGAACUGCCCGGUCUACUGCCAAGACAACGAGGAUUACUGCUACAUCCCCAGUUAUGACGCACGUGGCGACUGGAUCUCCUUCACAGAGAUCUGUGUUCCGCAAGGCCAAGCCUGUGACUGUUCCAAGGGGCAAAAUGCGUUUGCUUGUACCUGGAACGAUCCGACGUGGGGCUCAUGGACUGAAUGCUUGCCCACCAGCGGCCCUAACUCUUACUGCCCCUCCGACUGUCCCACGGGCGAGGUGGCGUGUGAUCUGGUGGAAGACUACUUGCCGAACGGCACCUCUUUGGGCUUUGUGACUCCUUCUGUGAAGUGUGCCACCAGCCACGAAAAUUGCCCCUGUGGCAAAGAGGCGGAACGUUGCCCGAACACGGGCUGCAUCUUCAAGGACGAGGGCUGCCCAGUGACCUGUGGCGCCAACGAGAAGAAAUGCUACUUGUCCGACUACACGGGCAACGGAGAGUUCAUCAGAAACCAACAACUUCCUGAGGUUGCUGCUGAUGCCACUUGCCCCUGUGGCAAGAACACGGCCAAGUGCGCCAACACCGACUUGUGCUUGACGACAGCUGAAGCAGCCAUUGUGUGCCCCUGCAAGGCCCCUGGGCUUGCAGGCGAGGCCACUGGCUUUACAACUCAAUGCGUCAAGGAGGGCCAGUCCUGUCCGUGUGGCAAGAACACCUUGAGCUGCCCUGACCCGAAUGAUGCGUUGGCCAAGCUGUGCGCGCCCUCCUUCAACACGAAGAAAUGCCCCGAGCCCUGCACCGCCGAUGCCAUCGCCGCAGGAGAAUCCAUGCCACGAACCGCAGCGGGUUUCGCGGGGAGGUGUGAUGAGCUCUAA
This is a messenger RNA of Durusdinium trenchii, 1122 nucleotides long. Lineage: Eukaryota; Dinophyceae; Suessiales; Symbiodiniaceae. The record is from the annotation of a GenBank genome assembly.